Molecule: messenger RNA, 1396 nt
Organism: Schistocerca cancellata (South American locust)
Lineage: Eukaryota; Metazoa; Arthropoda; Insecta; Orthoptera; Acrididae
Product: solute carrier family 22 member 1-like
Exons: 7
Coding region: 1-1236 (411 amino acids)
Biological process (GO): transmembrane transport
Cellular component (GO): membrane
Molecular function (GO): transmembrane transporter activity
Source: RefSeq, a predicted model, not a curated record
AUGCACAUCGUCAGUGACGUCAUGUUCUAUGCACAGAACAUUGGAGCAGUCCUGGGACUGCUGUUAGGCUACAUGGGUGAUAUGUACGGACGUCGCCCGCUGCAGUUGGCCUGCGUGGUGAUGCACGUCGUCAGCAGGGUGAUGAUGCUGUUCACACCGUCUCUGCUCCCGCUGUUUGUCGUGGCGGAGUCGCUGGUGGGGGGCGCUGGAGGCGUCAUGCUGGAGUCGGCGAUAUCUGUAGGGACGGAACUGACGGAUAUCAGAAACCGCUCUUGUAUCAAUUGCGUGGCAUGCAUUGGUAUACCUAUAGGAUUGGUGUCCGCCUGCUUCUGUGUUCAGAUGUUUCCCAGCUGGAAGCACUCCUUGCUUUUUGCAGUACUGUGCUGCCUUAUAUUACUACUCUUCUGCAGGUGGUUCCCCGAGUCGCCGCGCUGGCUGACGUGCAGGGGGCGCGAGGAGGAGGCGCUGAGCGUGCUGCGGCGGGUCGCGGCCACCAACGGCUCCAGCCUGCCGCCGUUCACCCUGCAGGUGCUGCACCGCGUGGCCAAGGCCAAGCGGGACCGCGUCGGCUACCUGGCCAUCUUCUCCAGCUGGAACCUCUUCAGGAACACCCUCCUGCUCGUCAUUGCCAAGUCCCUGUGCUGGAUGACGAUGUUAGCGCUGGUACUGAGCGUGGGCAUCAUCAGCGUGAACCCGCUGGUGGCGGUGUCUGCUCAGGCCGUGGCGCAGGUGGCGUCUGUGUUGCUGCAGCACUACUGUGGGAUCCACUUCGGGCGCCGGUGGUCCAGCGUCGCAUGUCUGGCGCUGGUCGGCCUCCUGGGUGCACUCUGUGUCGUACUGCUCACAGUUGGUGUUCCGAGUGUCGCCAUGGCAGUGGUAUUGAUGGUCAUGCAGUUCUGGUUGUCGGCUGGUGGAAGUGUCAUCAACCUUCAGAGCAUCGAGGUGCACCCCACGUGUCUGCGACAGAUCACCGCCAGCGUAGAGUGCGCGGUUACUGGUGUUUGCACGUCUCUUGUCCCGUACAUCGUCUUUCAGGGAGGCUCGGUGGACCGUAGGCUGCCGUUCGCCAUCUUGUCAGCGAUGCACCUGCUGGGAGCGCUGUCGGUGUCGUUCCUGCCGGAAACUGCGCUGCAGAGGCUGCCGGAGUCUCUGCAGGACGCCGCCGAGUUUGGCAGAGGGCGUCCCUACUGGAGCUGGAGACUCAUCGCCCCGCCGUCAUACGUUCAGGGACAAUAGGCGCCCUCAGUUGCGGUCCAGUCUCCCAUUUUGUCUUACAUACUUCAAACUGAAGAACAACUUGUCUACUGAAGUGGGAAAAAAGCUUUAACUCUAGUAUUGUACAUAUUGUAAAUUGUCGCACGAAGUACGCACCAGAGUCGCAGUAACCCUUAAUGAU